UAGUGACAUUUGACUCCGGUUGAGCAGGCAACUGAACACCCGCUUAGAGAUGGCGGAUACAGCGGUAUCUACUCCCGGCGCGCCUGCCGGAGAAAACGGCAGCGGUGGAGGGAGUUCUUCGAAUGCUUCGUAUUUGAACUCGUUCCGCAUCUCUGCUGCCGCAGGCCGAUUAGCUAUGCAUGUGUCACCCCCAGAAAUAAACGAUGUCGUAGAGUUCUGCCAGCUCUGCCUUUCUCUAGCCAGAGGCAUUGAUCGUGCCAUCGCAAGUAAUGAUGUUCCCACCAAAGCUACAGAGUUGCCUUCAUUGUUCAAACAGGUAUGUAGGCGGAAAAGUGAUCCUUUCAUGCAGGCUGCAGUCAUGGUUCUUAUGAUAUCUGUUAAGAGUGCUUGUCAGAAUGGGUGGUUUUCUGACAAAGAUUCUGAAGAUCUUCGACAUCUUGCAAAUGAGAUCUCUAGCAGCUUCUGCAGUACGCCAGAUUUCAAUUGCGAACCUAGUGGUUCCCUAUGUAUUAUCUCAACAGUUAUGUCGAGGUUCUUUCCUCUAUUGAAAAUGGGUGAGAUAUUUGCCUUUCUAGAAGUCACGGCAGGAUAUGGAACUUUCAUCAAUGACUUUUAUAUGUCGAAGAAUGUGAAGACUUCUCCCGAAGAUAAAAUAAGGCUACUGGUUGCUCAAAUAGAUAACACAGAGACUUCAUCAUGUCUUAUAAGCCCCUCUCAAGCAAUCUUUCUCCUCAAUGGGAAAGGGGUGGAAAAGCGAACAAAUGCAACUGAUACUGGUCCUCAGGUUCCAACAGUUGUAUCACAUAUGCUUAAAUAUGGAACAAAUCUUCUUCAAGCUGUUGGCGAAUUUAAUGGAAACUACAUUGUUGUUAUUGCCUUUAUGAGCAUGAGGCCAACCCCUGACCCUGCCACCCUUCCUGAUUAUGUGCAUCCCGCUCCAGCAUCAGUAGAUCCAGAUUCUGAGAUAAUCGAGGGGCCAUCAAGAAUUUCCCUGAAUUGUCCUAUAAGCUUCAGGCGUAUUAAGGCUCCUGCUAAGGGCCAGUCAUGCAAACAUCUCCAGUGUUUUGAUUAUCAUAACUAUAUUGAUAUAAAUUCAAGAAGACCGUCUUGGCGCUGUCCUCAUUGUAACCAGCAUGUCUGCUUCACAGAUAUUCGUAUUGAUCAAGAUAUGGCCAAGGUCUUGAAAGAAGUUGGGAAGAACAUCACUGAUGUGGUCCUCUCUUCAGAUGGUUCGUGGAAGGCAAUCAUGGAAAGUGAUGGACAUACUGACAAUACCCCUUCAAAUAACCCCAAAUUUUCAAAAGAUGAAACUAUUCUUCCAGAUUCCGGUGGUGUCUCGAACUUGUCUUCAGAUAUUAUGGAUCUCACUGAGAUAGACGAUGAAAUGGAUGUUGUAGGUACAGUAAGGUUGGAAGAAGACCAUAAAGGUUUCCAGACCAACAGCCAAGACCAACCUUUUCUCGCACCUAAUAAUCCAACACAGGUUAAUCAGACUCCAAGCGUGAACAGUGACUUCUGGUCGGGCCUUUAUCUCUCCACAUUUGAGUUAGGAACAUCUAGAUCUAGUUCCAACCCUCAGCAGAUUGGUGUUUCUGAACCUAUUCCAACUAAUUUAAUGCCGUCACCUGCUUUAACCAAUGCCCUUAUACCUGCCUCCGUCACACAGGGUGGGGAUUCGUCACCUAACAGCAACAGCUUACAGUUACAGCAGUUUCAAUUUGGGAACUCGGGGAGUAAUACUAAUGAAUAUGGGAGGAUGCCGUCAAUAACUAGACAUGCAGUGAGUAGAGCGGCAAUUGCAGUUCAGGCUCUUCCUGCUCAGGCGCCCUCUCCUCCUGUACCUCAGCAAAGACCCAGAAAUAAUGAUGACUCCUCAAUUCUCAACAGCUCUUCACAAGCAUCUCAGGCAACAUCUGUUGUCACGAACAAUUCAGGUCCUAGUAACAUCGAAAGGCAGCAAAGCUUCUCCAGAGCUAACUCAAAUAUGGUCCAGUCAUCACAUGCCCCAUCAGCAGCGUUACCUAAUAAACAGCAGGUAGAGCGUUCUUUUGCUCAUAUGCACCCAACUCAACAGAUUUUUGGCCACAAAAAUCCAGCUCAGUCACAUACUCCUUUCGGACCUCCUGGAUUUGCAGCUGAACCACUCAAUGCAAUUCGGCAGGGACUAUUCAACAACCAGCAUACAACAUCCCACACCCCAAAGCAAUCUCAACAAGGCCUCUCUAGGUCACCUGCCAGUUUCUCCCGAAUCAACCCCCAAAGUAAUUUGCAAGUUGGAGGCCCCCCGGCAAGAGGCAGCGGCGUUGUUAGUAGCCAACACCUUCAGCCGAUGCUCACCGCCCAGAGGACGGCUCAGGUAGCAAGACCCGUCCAAUUAUCCCGAUCUGCCGCCCCUCCUAGCUCUGUUCCAAGAAACGCUGAAGCCUCCUCACGGGGUGUAUCAAUAUCCUCAUUCACUGGGGGCGGGGGUGACCAGAGAGGUGGAAACACAGUGCCGGUUGAUUUAGGAUCAGGACCUGAUAAGGACUGGCGGCCUGUGGGGCGUAUGCGUGGUAGCCUAUCGGGAAGAGCAUUCUCUGAGGCUCUGGAACACUACAUCCCCAUUCAGCAGCCACCACCAACCACCACCCAGCAGCAGCAAGCUCAAUCUCCUAGACCGUCUCUCCCACCUCACAUCUCACCACAGUUGCAAGCCCUCUUGGCUAACAGGUUGGUUGGGCACUCAUCUACAACUUCUAAUCAGGCAUCUAGUUCUACUCCAGCUGCCACGCCAGAUGUGUCGGCUGUUUUACCCCCACAUUCUUCUUCUGGAAUGCAGUAGUUUCUUAAAGGUAGGCUAUUCUUUUUUCUUUAUUUUUUAUAUUUAAAAAUUUUGAGGCUACUUUGUAUACACAAGAAGACUCCUCCAUCAUAGCUAUUACACCCCAUUGCCCCAAGAACGAAAGGUAUAUGCUGUGUAAUAUAUAGAAUGCAACUUAUAGAUGUAUGAUGUUAUUAUUUUCUUAGCCAUCUCACACUUCUUCCAAACCUGGCGUUCUUGGAUGUCUGUAUUGCUGAAAGCCUGAUACAGUUAAGUCAAAACCAAACCAACCCGUUAUUAUCUUUAUACGUAUAUACAAAAAGAAAAGAGCAAACAGUAAAAAA
Messenger RNA from Cuscuta epithymum, 3144 nucleotides. Lineage: Eukaryota; Viridiplantae; Streptophyta; Magnoliopsida; Solanales; Convolvulaceae. The record is from the annotation of a GenBank genome assembly.